Nelumbo nucifera (sacred lotus) is the source of this 3382-nucleotide messenger RNA. RefSeq names its product sulfatase and phosphatidylinositolglycan class N domain-containing protein. Gene Ontology annotation, molecular function: mannose-ethanolamine phosphotransferase activity. Gene Ontology annotation, cellular component: endoplasmic reticulum membrane. The record is from RefSeq and is a predicted model, not a curated record. NCBI's taxonomy places the organism in Eukaryota, Viridiplantae, Streptophyta, Magnoliopsida, Proteales, Nelumbonaceae. Gene Ontology annotation, biological process: GPI anchor biosynthetic process.
CCCCUGAUGCUCAGCCACAUCACGCUUCCACAGAUCGGAGCUCGUUGUUUGCUUGGACCGGUGAUCGACUGACUGGUAUCUCUCCUCUCCUCUCCGUAGGGCGUGGAUGCAUGCACCUGAGUCGACGCCAACAGUGAGGAGAAGAACACAAAGGAAACAGGCGCCGAAAGCAUGGGUGCAAGAGAUGGGAUAUUGGGAGGCAGAGAUGUCGAAGAAGGCAAAGCAGCUUCAAACAGGCGGAGGUGGUUGAAGAGUCGAGAGAGAUGGCUCGUGGUUCUGGGCGUUGUACUCCACGCUGUCUAUAUGCUCAGCAUCUUCGACAUUUACUUCAAGACACCAAUCGUCCACGGCAUGGAUCCCGUCCCCCCUAGAUUCACUGCCCCGGCCAAGCGCCUCGUCCUCCUCGUCGCGGAUGGUUUACGUGCUGAUAAAUUCUUCGAGCCGGAUUCGAAAGGACAAUUCAGAGCACCUUUUCUAAGAAAUGUUAUUAAAGGACAAGGUCGUUGGGGAGUAUCCCAUGCUCGUCCUCCAACAGAGUCAAGGCCGGGUCAUGUCGCAAUUAUUGCUGGCUUCUAUGAGGAUCCUAGCGCGGUUACCAAAGGAUGGAAAGCUAAUCCAGUUGAAUUUGAUUCUGUAUUUAACCAGAGCCAUUAUACAUUUGCUUUUGGUAGUCCAGAUAUUGUCCCAAUCUUCUGCAGUGCCUUGCCACAUAGCAGCUGGAAUACAUAUCCACACGAGUAUGAAGACUUUGCAACCGAUGCAUCUUUUUUGGAUCAAUGGUCCUUUGAUCAGCUCCAGGAACUUCUAAAUAGGUCUGAGGGUGAUCCAAGAGUGAAGCAGUUACUUAUGCAGGAUAAUGUGGUUAUAUUUCUGCACCUACUUGGUUGUGAUUCGAAUGGUCAUGCACAUCGGCCCUAUUCAUCCAUCUAUCUAAAUAAUGUAAGGGUUGUUGAUCGUAUUGCAGAAGGUGUAUAUAAUCUUUUAGAAGGUUAUUUCAAGGACAACCAAACAGCUUAUAUUUUUACAGCUGAUCAUGGAAUGAGUGACAAAGGAAGUCAUGGAGAUGGGCAUCCUACAAACACUGAUACCCCUCUUGUAGCUUGGGGAGCAGGUGUUAAGCAUCCCAAACAGUUAUCCCACAGUAGCCAUCUUGAUACUGGUUUUCGUUUUGUUGAUGAGCAUAUGCAUAACAUGCCUACACCUAUUGAAUGGGGCCUCAGCAGCAUAGAACGGGUGGAUGUUAAUCAAGCUGAUAUAGCACCACUAAUGUCAACUCUUCUUGGUUUGCCAUGUCCUGUGAACUCAGUUGGAAAUUUACCAUUGGGUUACAUUAAUUUGAGCGAGGCAGAUGGAGUUGAAGCAGUGCUGGCUAACACAAAACAAGUUCUAAAUCAGUUCCUUCGCAAGUCCCAAAUGAAACAAUCAAACUCACUACAUUUCAAGCCCUUCAAACCAUUGGAAAAUUAUUCCUCUGUUUUAGAUCAAAUUGAAGAUCUGAUAUCAAUUAAGAACUAUGAUUCUGCAAUGGAGUUAUCACUAAAUCUCAGAAGCUUGUCACUCGAAGGACUUCAUUAUUUUCAAACCUAUGAUUGGUUGAUGCUGAUGACCACAGUUACUCUUGGAUAUAUUGGUUGGAUGAUCUAUGUAAUUAUCCAUGUGCUGCAAUCUUAUACUUCUCUGCCAGAGAAUCUUUAUAGGAAGAAAAACCAAGCAUUUCACUUGAAGAAAGAUAAUACAAAGGUAUAUCUCUUUGGAUGUUUGUUGAUGGUAAUACUCUGUAUCCUACUGUUGGUGGAGCAUUCACCCCCUCUUUACCAUGUGUAUGUCACCAUGACAGUGUUUCUAUGGACACAAAUAUUCAGUGAAUAUCCAUUUCUAAAAGUGCUGUGGGAACAACUAUCUGGGAGAAAAUUUAAUUGUGCUGUUACACUCAUAGCCUCUUGUGCCAUGUCCAUAUUCAUCCUUGAAUUCCUGGUGAAUAGCUUCACAGAGAGGAAGCUCUACACUUUAUGCUUCCUUAUUUUAGGAGUGGUUGCUGCAUUUUAUCUUUUCUACUUUGUUCCAGGGAAAUCUGUGCUACCCUUCUUUAUAUGGAUGUCUUGUUGGUUUCUGUCCAUUUUCACUCUCAUGCCUGCAGAAAUUCCUGAUAACACUAACUUAGUUGUUGCAAGUGGAGCCAUGAUAAUCCUGAUAGGAGUGGCAGGUAGGUGGUUUUAUUUGAGUAACAAGAAGAGUAAAUAUUGGCUUGAGAUCCUCAGCUACAACAAGCAAAUUCCUAGAUUACCAAACCUUUUUUACUUGCAGGCUAUCCUGGUUGCGCUAUCAUCAAUAAUGGUGUCAUUAUCCACUUUUCACCGGACUCAGAAGCAAGAACUACUUGCACUACACCAGUUGAUAAACUGGUCAGUAGCCGGUUUCUCUAUGGUUCUCCCAUUGUUUUCACCAACUGAUCUCUUGGCCCGCCUGACCUCUAUUUGUCUUGGUUUUGCACCUGCCUUUUUACUACUAUCAAUUGGAUAUGAAGCUGUUUUCUACAGUGCACUGUCUCUUGUACUUGUGGCAUGGAUAUUGUUUGAAUUCUCAGUCUUCUGUUUGGGUAAAGUGAACAUAUCUUCUAAUUCCGUAAGAAGUGCAGAAGAUAGAGUCAUUUUCGAGUAUGAUGAGAGAUGCUUGCAGUUGUCUGACUUGAGAGUCCCAUUAACUUUUAUGGUCUUGUUUAAUGUUGCAUUUUUUGGAACGGGUAACUUUGCUAGUAUUGCAAGCUUCGAGAUUUCAUCUGUGUAUCGAUUCAUUACAGUCUUCAAUCCAUUUCUGAUGGCAGCGCUACUUGUUUUCAAGUUAUUCAUUCCGUUCAUGCUUGUCAUCUGUGCGUUUAGUGCUAUAACCAAGCUUGUUCGAAUUCCACGUUCAGGAUGCUAUUUCCUUGUCAUUUUAUUUUCCGAUGCCAUGACCAUCCAUUUCUUCUUCCUGGUCCGAAAUACAGGAAGUUGGAUGGAAAUAGGUAAUAGCAUCAGCCAUUUUGGAAUCAUGAGUGCACAAGUUGUAUUUGUUCUGCUGCUAUUUGCUCUCACAAAUAUCUACACAAAAGAUAUCCAAAUUGGAUCACCACAGGCAUCUUCUCGGAAAGCAAUGUAGUCCAUUGAGCUUUGAAGUUUGAGCACCCAAAACUCUUUAUUUCUAAUGUAGUCCAUUAGAAACAGAUCAUCUUCAACUUUUCAAAUGGAGCUGAUUUGUUUCUAUCACUUUUCUUGUCAUUACAAAAUUCUUUAUUUUACCCAUUUGUAUAAUAACUUGAUGACAGGCUUUUAACUCAAAUUUUGAUAUUUUGGCGAGAAAGUUGUCCUAAUGGAAAUUGGAAUGAGCAAAGUGUUUCAUGCAAAAA